Messenger RNA from Mesorhabditis belari, 687 nucleotides. The record is from the annotation of a GenBank genome assembly. NCBI's taxonomy places the organism in Eukaryota, Metazoa, Nematoda, Chromadorea, Rhabditida, Rhabditidae.
AUGUCAUGCGUGAAUCGCUCAGCGUGUUUCCAAGUGAUCGGUAAUUUCUCUCCGAUUCUCCAAAUGGCCGAUCAAAAUGUGACCGAGGAAGAGCUGAAAAGACAAAGGAAACAAGAAUUGAGAUUAUGCACCGAUCCGCUGAGAAAACUUCAACUUGCCCUCUUGCUUCGCGGCUCGACGGGAAUCAAGGAGUUUUCAAGAAGUUUUCGUAUCAUGGACGAUGAUGGGAAUAAACAGCUGACACGGGAUGAGUUCAAUAAAGGAAUGCACGAUUGUCAGGUGCCGUUGAGCUUGGAGGAAUGUGCGAGCCUUUUCACCCAAGUCGAUACAAACAAGUCGGGAUCGGUCAAUUUCGACGAGUUCUUGUUUAUGUUGAGGCCUCCAAUGUCCGAAACGAGACGCAAACUGAUCGAUCUGGCUUUCGGGAAAAUGGACAAGUCAAAGGAUGGCUUUAUUACAGCCGCCGAUAUGAAGGGUGUAUUCAACGCUCGGAAACACCCGAAAUUCCUGUCCGGUGAGAAGACUGAGGAACAAAUAUUCAACAUGUAUUUGGCUCAUUUCGAGAUUGGAGGACAUCAAGAUGGGAAAGUGACGAAAGAGGAAUUUUUCAACUACUACAACGCGAUUUCCGCCUCGAUUGACAAUGAUUGCUAUUUCGAUUUGAUGAUGAGAAACGCGUGGAAAAUU